CGCAGUGGCGGGAAUUGAAAGGUGCCAUGAAUACGUCCAAGCACCUCCCGUGGGUCGAGAAGUAUCGACCGAAGACUGUGGACGACAUCUCGCAUCAGGACGAAGUCGUGAACGCGCUGCGCACGUCGAUUGCCAACGGUCAGCUUCCGCACUUGCUCUUCUACGGUCCGCCCGGGACAGGCAAGACAUCUACGAUCAUUGCCGUGGCACGUGAGUUGUUUGGUCCCAAGUUCCGCGAGAACGGUCGCUUCCUGGAGCUGAAUGCGUCAGACGACCGCGGCAUUUCGAUCAUUCGGGAAAAGGUCAAGUCGUUCGCCCAAGGCGCGAUCUCUGGGUCGUCCACCAUGCCCCCGUUCAAGAUCAUCGUGCUGGACGAAGCCGAUUCCAUGACGAACGACGCGCAGUCGGCGCUCCGUCGCAUGAUGGAAAACUACUCCAAGGUGACGCGGUUCUGCCUCAUUUGUAACUACGUCAGUCGCAUCAUUGAGCCCGUGGCGUCGCGAUGUGCCAAGUUCCGCUUCCAGCCGCUCGAGAAGGUAUCCAUGACGGCGCGCAUCGAACACGUAUGUCGAGAAGAGAAGAUUUCCAUCACCCCCGCCGCCACGACGGUGCUGCUCGACGUGUCUGGCGGGGACAUGCGCAAAGCCAUCAAUUUCCUCCAGAGCGCCAACCAAUUGAGCGGCGAAGACAUCUCGGAAGACGCCAUCUUGGCCAUUGCCGGGGUGGCCCCCACAGAACUGUUUGACCUCAUGUGGCAACACGUGGCCAAAAACUCGUUCGACCGACUCAAAAACGAAGUGGACGACAUCAUCUACAGCGGGUACCCCGUGCUCACGAUCCUCCACCAACUGACCGACCAAGUCGUCCGCCACCCGUCCAUGGACAUGUUCAAAAAAGCCAACGUAUGCCUGCGUAUUGCCGAAGCCGACAAGAAACUCGGAGAUGGUGCCAGCGAGUACAUGCAGCUCCUGGACGUGGCCGCGUUCCUUAUGCGGACGUAUCACGAGUAAUCACAAAUAGCACACACAAUGCUCA
Aphanomyces astaci is the source of this 1035-nucleotide messenger RNA. RefSeq lists its product as hypothetical. The record is from RefSeq and is a predicted model, not a curated record. Gene Ontology annotation, biological process: DNA-templated DNA replication; DNA repair. Lineage: Eukaryota; Oomycota; Saprolegniomycetes; Saprolegniales; Verrucalvaceae. Gene Ontology annotation, cellular component: DNA replication factor C complex; nucleus. The transcript is spliced from 4 exons. Gene Ontology annotation, molecular function: ATP binding; ATP hydrolysis activity; DNA clamp loader activity. Bases 27 to 1010 code for a protein of 327 amino acids.